UUAAGAGCAGUGGAUCUCAGCUUAUUCCUUCUAACUGUAAUAAUAAUAUCUCAUAUCUCUUCCUCUCUCCCCACAUCUUCCUCUCUCCCUUUUCUGUGUGUUUGAUUAUUAGAUCACAAACUCUCGUUUUUAAAGAAAAGUUGAAACUGUUCGUUUGCGCCUACUGAUAAUUUUUCUUUUGGAACUGCGAGUGCAGCUUGAUAAUGGGAAUGGAGCAAAACAAUCACAAUAUGGAAGAGGGAAUAUUGGAGAUCGGAAUGGAAUAUAGAACUGUGUCUGGAGUUGCUGGACCUCUUGUUAUACUUGAUAAAGUUAAGGGACCCAAAUAUCAAGAGAUUGUUAAUAUUCGUUUAGGGGAUGGAACAACUCGGCGUGGUCAAGUCCUUGAAGUUGAUGGGGAGAAAGCUGUUGUUCAGGUUUUUGAAGGAACAUCUGGGAUUGACAACAAAUACACAACAGUCCAAUUUACUGGAGAGGUUCUGAAGACUCCCGUGUCAUUGGAUAUGCUUGGACGUAUUUUUAAUGGUUCUGGGAAGCCUAUUGAUAAUGGUCCUCCUAUCUUGCCUGAGGCAUACUUGGACAUUUCUGGGAGUUCUAUUAACCCUAGUGAGAGAACCUAUCCCGAAGAGAUGAUACAGACUGGGAUUUCAACAAUUGAUGUCAUGAAUUCUAUAGCAAGAGGACAGAAGAUCCCUCUGUUUUCUGCUGCUGGUCUUCCCCAUAAUGAAAUAGCUGCACAAAUAUGUCGCCAGGCAGGUUUGGUGAAGCGAUUGGAGAAGUCUGAUAAUCUUCUUGAGGAUGGAGAAGAGGACAAUUUUGCCAUUGUAUUUGCAGCUAUGGGUGUAAACAUGGAGACCGCACAGUUCUUCAAACGUGAUUUUGAGGAAAAUGGGUCAAUGGAGAGAGUGACUCUUUUUCUGAACUUGGCAAAUGACCCUACAAUUGAACGUAUUAUCACACCUCGUAUCGCUCUUACCACUGCAGAAUAUUUGGCGUAUGAAUGUGGGAAGCAUGUUCUUGUCAUACUGACAGAUAUGAGUUCUUAUGCCGAUGCUCUUCGUGAGGUGUCUGCUGCUCGAGAGGAAGUGCCUGGAAGGCGUGGAUAUCCUGGAUAUAUGUAUACUGAUUUGGCAACAAUAUAUGAGCGAGCUGGACGUAUUGAGGGACGAAAAGGCUCUAUCACACAGAUUCCAAUUUUAACUAUGCCAAAUGAUGACAUAACACAUCCCACCCCUGACCUUACGGGAUACAUUACAGAGGGACAGAUAUACAUUGACAGGCAGCUGCAGAAUAGACAGAUAUAUCCUCCAAUCAAUGUCCUUCCUUCUCUCUCUCGUCUGAUGAAGAGUGCCAUUGGUGAGGGGAUGACUCGCAGGGACCAUUCUGAUGUGUCCAACCAGCUAUAUGCUAAUUAUGCAAUUGGGAAGGAUGUCCAGGCAAUGAAAGCUGUGGUUGGAGAGGAAGCUCUUUCAUCUGAAGACCUGCUAUAUUUGGAAUUCCUGGACAAAUUUGAGAGGAAGUUUGUUGCACAAGGAGCUUAUGAUACCCGCAACAUCUUUCAGUCGCUUGAUUUAGCUUGGAGCUUGCUCCGCAUCUUUCCUCGUGAGCUGCUGCAUCGUAUCCCAGCAAAGACACUCGACCAGUACUACAGCCGAGAUUCAGCUAAUUGAGAAACAAGCUUUUAAAGAGAUUUGGUUAAAUUAUUUUGGAUGAGAUGCGAGUUGUUUAUUUGCCUGUUUAGAGAUUGCAUCUCUCCUCUAUUCAUGCAGAGUAAUAAAGGUUGUUUUCCAUUUGGAUCCAAAAUUUGAAGUUGUUGAGCAGGUCAACUUGACACCCAUGUAUUCUUCCAGUCAAGGAGUGCUUUGAUCUUGUAAUUUAUUUAUUAGUCGGUGGCACCCAGUUAUGUUAGUGGAAUCGGGGCUGCUUUAAAUUUUAAGGUAUUCAUUUGAUGCUUGUAUUUCCUCUAUUUUCUUGUAGUCAGACCAUUGAUUCUUAUAUUUUUGGGAAAAAUGAGUUCUGUUA
Molecule: messenger RNA, 2022 nt
Organism: Ricinus communis (castor bean)
Lineage: Eukaryota; Viridiplantae; Streptophyta; Magnoliopsida; Malpighiales; Euphorbiaceae
Product: V-type proton ATPase subunit B 1
Exons: 15
Coding region: 204-1670 (488 amino acids)
Biological process (GO): ATP metabolic process; proton transmembrane transport
Cellular component (GO): proton-transporting V-type ATPase, V1 domain
Molecular function (GO): proton-transporting ATPase activity, rotational mechanism; ATP binding
Source: RefSeq, a predicted model, not a curated record